Polyodon spathula (Mississippi paddlefish) is the source of this 3504-nucleotide messenger RNA. RefSeq lists its product as uncharacterized. The transcript is spliced from 20 exons. NCBI's taxonomy places the organism in Eukaryota, Metazoa, Chordata, Actinopteri, Acipenseriformes, Polyodontidae. Gene Ontology annotation, molecular function: zinc ion binding; protein binding. The coding region runs from base 1 to 2967 and encodes 988 amino acids. The record is from RefSeq and is a predicted model, not a curated record.
AUGUCGCAGAAGAAAGACCUGCACGAAGGGGUGUCAGUUAAAACGUUGGUUGAGAGAUGGCAAAACCUCACUCCCAAUCAACGAAGCUCCCCCGUGGUUGCGUACAGGGUGAACAUCAGUCAAGAACAGCCUCAAAAGAGGAAGGAGAGUGAACGCAGAGAGAAAGACAUGGAAGAAGUCCCAGGUGCCGCUAGCAAUCUCCCCUCAGAAUAUCAGUACACCUGUUCUAUAUGCCUGGACGUCUUUAAAAACCCUGUCACUACUCCCUGCGGACACAAUUUCUGCGAGGGCUGUAUCGAGAGGUGCUGGGGAGAGAGCACUAUCUGCAAAUGCCCCCUGUGCAAAAAGCAAUUCAGAAAAAUACCUUACCUGACCGUAAACAGAGGGUUCGCGGAAAUCGUCGAGGAGUUAUGGAAGAUGAGAGCGAGCGGAUCUGGAAAUAUUCUCCCCGAACCCGUGCCGUGCGAUGUCUGCACUGGGAAAAAACUCCCAGCUGCCAAGUCUUGCUUGGUGUGCCUGGUGUCCUACUGCGAAUCCCACAUCAAGCCUCAUUUCGACAGAGAGGCUUUUAGAAAUCACCAGCUGGUCGAACCCGUGGCAAAUCUGGAGAACAAAGUCUGCAGCGAGCACAGGAGGCUUCUGGAGUUGUUCUGCAAAACUGACCAGACCUGUAUUUGCUUGCUCUGCAGCAACAGGGAGCAUCGUUCCCAUAACGUAGUGUCAACGGAGAUGGAGAGGGGAGAGAGGCAGCGGACUCUCCAGGCGGGAAUAAAAACAAUGAUUUCCAAGAAAGAGAAUCAGCUGGAGACGUUGAAGCCUACCCUGAAGAAAAUCAAAGGAUCGGAACAGAGAGAGAUCAAAGAAAGCGAGAAACUUCUCGACGAGUUGAGUCGCUCCAUUGAGAAGAUCCGGGACGAUCUAAAUGCGCUGAUUAGGAAAAAAUGGCAGGAGUCCGCCAAUCAAGUGGACCGGCAUACGAGACAGCUGGAGAAGGACAUCAACGAACUGAAGGAAAAUGACUCCGCUCUCGAGGAAAUCUCAAAAACCGAAGAUCACAUCAGCUUUCUACAAAGAACCCAAGCCAUGUGCCUCCCUGCUGGAGACUCACCCAGAAUCAGAACGUUCUCGUUAAAAGAAGCGGCGAAAUCUUUGUCCAAACUGAAGGACAGUCUUGAGGACUUUCGGGUGAAGGAGUUAGUGGAAUUAAGCAAAAGAGUCGACAAGAUUAUGGACCCUGGUAUGGCACACUACAAUCCCACCUUUUAUGAAGAUGUCAAAAUACUGAUCCUGGGAGAUGCUCUCCAGUCCACAGAUGUGUGGUUGGACGGAGGAGGGAUCGCGAAUCUUAAUAGUCUAGCCCGCACCACCUCGAGCUGCAUCAAAAACCGGACCCUUUAUAGUGUUUGGCUAGUCUUGACUUGUUUUAGUAGUCUUUACAGGAGAAUGAAGACCAGAUCUCAGGGGAUGAUAUUCCUCGUGUUCUUAAGUUUUUUAGCAGCGGUUUCUACAAACAGAGAAACUGUUAUUGGUUCCGCUCAGCCCAUCAUUGCCGGAGCCAGACAAGAGACCACCCUGCCCUGCCUGGUAUCCCCACCGCUCAGCACCCUACGCCUGGAAGUGAAAUGGUUCAGAAGCAGCCUCGCAAGUCCCGUUCAUUUCUAUAAAGAUCUAAGUGACCAGACGGCAACGCAGGACAGCGACUAUCGAGGGAGGACCAGCCUCUUCGAAUCAGAACUGGCGAAAGGAAACCUCUCUUUGAGCCUGAGAAAUCUCCGGCCGUCCGACAGCGGGAUCUAUUCCUGCUUCGCCUCCAACGGAACCUGGAGCGCCGAGGCAAAGAUGGAACUUGUGAUCAGGGCUCUGGGGACCCAGCCCUCGGUCUCUAUGGACUCUAUACAAGGAGAGCAGACCCGGCUGGUGUGCAGAUCAGAGGGGUGGAGCCCUGAACCAGAAGUGAUCUGGAGAGACAGGGAUGGAAACGAUGUGACAUCACUGUCCAGCACAACAGUGGAGAGGAACAAGCAGGGCUAUCUCCGGAUUCGCAGCUACAUCAACGUGGAGCCACAGAGGGAAGGAUUCUCUUGCCUGGUUCGGUUUAAACAGCCGGAUCCAGAACCGGAUACGAAACCUCAGUCACCCAGUAGCUUUCUCCCAGGUGUCUCAGGGUGGGUGGUGGCUGCCUCAGUGAUGGUCGCUCUUGGCAUUGCAACUGUCCCUCCUCUACUCAUCCAGUGGAAAGAAACACAGAGACAGAAUGAAUGGAAAGUGAAUGAGAGAUCCUUAUAUCCACCAGAGAGUGAAUCCAGCACAGCGCAUACAAUGGAGUUAAUGUAUGCAGGGAAGCCUGUCCCUAAAUCAGACUGCAAGCUGAUCUGCAGUCCAGAUGGAGCGACACCCGUCACUAACUCAGAAUGGAAGCAGAUCUGCAGCUCAGCAGUUGACGUGACUCUGGAUCCCAACACCGCCCACCCUCUCCUCAUCCUCUCCCGGGAUGGGAAACACGUCCGAUGGGAAGAACAGCAGCAGGGCUUCCCCGACAAUCCCGAGAGAUUCGACUGGUGGCGCUCUGUGCUGGGGAAAGAGGGGUUCACCUCGGGGAGGCACUACUGGGAGGUGGAGGUGGGGGAGAACCGUCGCUGGAUCUUGGGAGUGUCCCGGGAGUCGAUCCACAGGAAGGGGGUGAUGAGGUGGAGCCCAGAGGAGGGGUACUGGGCUGUGGGGAGAGAUGGAGAGCCGUUCCUGGCACUCACAGAUCCUCCAGCCCCUCUAGCGUCGAAGCAGGCACUCAGGAAGGUGGGGGUGUAUCUGGAUUACGAAAAGAAGCAGCUCUCUUUUUACAACGCGGAGACCAGAUCUCUCAUCUGCACCUUAGCAGACAACUUCUCUGGCAAACUCUACCCCAUCUUCUUUACUUUAGAUGGGAAGACAGAUCUGGUAAUUGUGCCCCCUGCUGGUACUGUACAGUAAAACAGCAGGUUUGCUAGGCACAGGUGAUAAAGUACAGAUGUGGGCAACAGUUUUACAUCAACUAGACUUUUAGGAUAGAGACAAAAAUACUGUACAAGCAUAAUUUAGAUCUUUUAUUUAAUAUCAUGUAAAAUCAAAAAGAAAAUAUGAUACAUACAAAAUGCAAACACAAAAUGAUAUCGAAUAUAAAAUUGUAUCACAUGCAAGGCUAUCAGAAACCAUAAUAGUAGUAGCGUUUCAUGUUAGAUUUCGAAAUGUCUCAUUUUUUCAAUAUGUUAGUUUUUUUUUUUGUUAAGUAAAUGGAUGACUACAAAGCACUGGUGUGUAAUUCAAUGUGUUAACCCUAACAUUACUCAACAGGUUUCAUUGACUUUAUUAAGCAGAAUUGGGUGGGUUUACAGUUAGCUUGGAAAUACAGACGCAUGUCAACAGAAAAUGAUGAGAGGGGCAGGAGUGCUAGCUGUUUUGAUUGAUUUUACCUCUACUGGAAAACCAUUACACCAUCAUUAACUGCUAAUAGAACACUAUUACACUAUC